GGAUGAAUUUAGAAUUGAUGGAGAUAGUUUUAGGGAGACAAAAGGAGGACAAAGGCCUUCGAUGCUGUAAAUUGUAAAUUUACUCGCUCCCGUGACCGACGUUUCUGACCCAGCCCAUGGGGACGGCGGCGCCGGCGAUGAUGCCGACGGAGGACCUUGAGGCAGCCAUCGCCGAGCUCCCUGCCAAGAAGGGCGUCCUGCGCGAGGCCUUCCACACCCUCGCCGCCUGCUCGCCCUACCCGCUCCCCUUCACCUGGGAGGACCUCGAUGCCCACGUGUCCUCCGUCCAAUCCUCCAUCUCGCGCCGGUUCAGCCAGCUGCGGGCGCUCGAGGCUGCGGGCACAGCACGCAGUAGUAAGAAUAAGGAAGAGGAUAACGAGGUGGAAGAAGAGGAUGAGGUGGUGGAGGAAGAGGAAGAAGAAGAGGAAGUGGAAGAGGAGAUGGUGGAGGAAGAUGAAGAGGAAGAGGAGGAGGAAGAUGAGGAAGAGGGGGAGGAAGAACAGGAGGAGGAAGAGGAAGAGGAGGUGGUGGAGGAAGAGGGGGAGGAGGAAGAGGGGGAAGAAGAACAGGAGGAGGAAGAGGCCGACGACGAGAUUGACAAUCAAAAGGAGGAAGAUAGAGAGGGCGGCGAGGAUAACAAGCGGGAUGCUGACGAAGAGACGCUGACUACCAAGGUCUCUGCAGGGCAAGGCAAAGAGACUGAAGGUGAGGAGGAGCUUGAUGGGUAUGCACAGGGGGAUGGAGAGGAGCAGGGUACUGAAGAGGAGGAGAUGGUCGAAGAGACGACUAAGAAACAGCUUAGAGGGCUUCCUGCAGAUGGGAGAAAGGAAUUUGUAGAGGCAUGCAAGAGAAUGGAUGCAGAGACGCUGGUCGAGUUCGUGAUCUGUUUCAGCAUCUCUAGUAAGAAGUUGCUGUCCGCAAUGCACCAUGCCCCAGAUCCGGCGGCACUUGUCCUUCAAGUGGUCAAGCUACUCGUAUCCAACAAGAACUUCAGGUGCUACAAGGUCUGGGUGCAAUGUAUCACACUAUUUCGUUGGUUGUCUAUGAAAUCUGCCAAACAUUCUGCAGACACAACAGAGCAGGCCAAGCUGGUGGCGAAGGAUUGGAAGAAAAUGAUUGACAACACAGUGUGUUGUAGGGAACUUGACACGCUGUCUAGGGGUCUUCUCCAAUUUCUUAUCGCAUAUAACAUUGUAUCUGAAUUCAAUAUCCAUGAUAUCAUCAGUAUAUUUGCUAUGGUUCGCAAAGGUUACAAGAAUAACAACAUUGCCAAGCUUUGCGAGGAUCUUGGGCUUGCAGACAGGGCCACAGGUUUAAUUGACUAUAUGAUUGGAAAUGGGCAGCAUCCCGAAGUUUUUCAUUUGGUACAAAAUUUUAAUUUGGAGGACAAGUAUCCUCCAUUUUCUCUUCUGAAGGGAUACAUUCAGAAGGCCAAGCAGACUUUUGUGGAGAUGUUUAAAAAGAGUCAAACACACGAGUCCUUGAUUUUUUUAGGGUGGGAAUGCAUACCUCUUCCAGGAUGCUGAGGUCAUUCUUUCCCAUAACUGGGCUAUACCAAAGGAACUAUGGAUUGCACAUUAUCUAGCUGAGCAGAAACUCACUGAUUCUAAGCAACGCAGUGCUAUCAUGGCAGAAAUUAAAUAUUUGAUGAGUGGAUAUGAAAAGAAACAAAGGUCAGAAAAUCUCUCAACAUGGGCUUCACAGCAUCCGCCAACGGAAUCUAAAAGGAGGAACAGGAAGCGCAAGGAGGAGGAGCAGGAGCACCAUGAAGCACAAUACAACCAGCAGCAGCAGGAACAGAAUGAAAACAAGUUAAUUCAAGGAAAGCGGCAUCAGCUGCAUCAAGAAAAUAUGGCGCAAGUGACACAGCAGCAGCAGCAGCAUAUGCAACCGACAACAAGGCCAGCUACUCUUAAGCUUCCGACGCCUGCUAUUCCUCUGGUUCUGAAUGCAGCUCAGAUCCAAAACUUUGCGCGUCCAGCUUACGCCGCUGUGCCUGGAGUUCACAAUUACCCUGCCCAGCCAGGUUGGUCUGCAGCUCAAGGAAGUCCAUUCGUACCACAGUUCAUGUCACCGCAGUAUAUGGGCCUGCCAUUUAAUCCCUUUGGCCUUCAUCCUACUUGCUAUCCCAGACGCAGAUAGCGUAGAGAGUUCUGGCGUUCCGCGUCCAUUUGCUGAGUGAAACUGUGGUGAAGCGUACAAGUUAUAUGAAACAGACCGGUAUCGGUUAACUGGUUUUGUGUUCGUUUGUUAUGCUGUCUGAUGGUUCCUUUUCGCGACAUGGUGAUUGAUCACUUUGCAUUGAUUUGUUGUUCAGCCAAGUGGUGGAAUGCUUGGUGCUUGCAAUCUGAAAUGUACGCACGGUAACAAGAAUUGUAGUACUUUUCAAUCAAUUACAUAAUGGCAUUUCGAAAUA
Zea mays is the source of this 2416-nucleotide messenger RNA. RefSeq lists its product as uncharacterized. Lineage: Eukaryota; Viridiplantae; Streptophyta; Magnoliopsida; Poales; Poaceae. The record is from RefSeq and is a predicted model, not a curated record. The coding region runs from base 117 to 1526 and encodes 469 amino acids. The transcript has 4 exons.